AAUAACCCACUUUCAAUUUCAGAAAAACGAAAAUGGGUAUUGGCAGCCUCACAUUGCCUUCACCACCUCAAUUCAUUAUCCUCUCCCUUCUUCUCUUGUGUGCUUUUGGUGAAGCCGUUGAUCCAUUUGCUUGUGACCCGAAAGAUGCGGUGACGGCUGGUUUUCCUUUUUGCAAGGUUUCGAUGCCGAUGUCGGAUAGAGUGAAUGACCUUGUAGGGAGGUUGACGUUACAAGAAAAAGUAAGGUUGUUGAUAAACGGUGCGGCACCAAUUCCACGGUUGGGGAUCAAAGGGUAUGAAUGGUGGUCGGAAGCUCUUCAUGGGGUCUCUGAUGUGGGUCCUGGGACUAAGUUCGGCGGGGCAUUCCCUGGUGCUACUAGCUUCCCUCAAGUAAUCUCGACUGCUGCGUCUUUCAAUGCUACGUUAUGGGAAGCUAUUGGACGAGUGGUGUCGGAUGAGGCAAGGGCUAUGUACAACGGUGGAUCAGCUGGACUCACGUAUUGGAGCCCGAAUGUCAACAUAUUUAGGGACCCACGGUGGGGCCGUGGACAGGAGACGCCUGGUGAAGAUCCGGUUCUGGCCGGUACAUAUGCAGCCUAUUACGUGAAGGGAUUACAGGGAAAUGACGGUGAUAGGUUGAAAGUGGCGGCGUGUUGUAAGCACUUCACUGCCUAUGAUCUCGAUAACUGGAAUGGUGUUGAUAGGUUCCACUUUAAUGCUCAGGUAAGCAAACAAGACAUAGAGGACACAUUUGAUGUACCCUUCAAAAUGUGUGUACAAGAUGGCAAUGUAGCCAGUGUUAUGUGCUCUUACAAUGAAGUUAAUGGUGUCCCUACCUGUGCCGAUCCUAAUCUCCUGCGAAACACAGUACGAGGUCAAUGGAAACUCGAUGGGUACAUUGUUUCAGAUUGUGAUUCAGUUGGUGUGUUUUAUAAUACCCAACAUUACACAACAACACCGGAACAAGCAGCUGCUGAUGCCAUUAAAGCUGGUUUGGAUUUGGAUUGUGGACCAUUUUUGGCACAACAUAGUGAAGAUGCUGUGAAACAAGGGUUGUUGAAUGAGGUUGAUAUUAAUAAUGCUUUAGUUAACACCCUUAGAGUUCAAAUGAGACUCGGUAUGUUCGACGGUGAGCCGUCUGUGCAACCGUUUGGGAAGUUAGGACCGAAAGACGUGUGCACUCCUUCGAACCAAGAGCUAGCGUUGGAAGCUGCGAGACAGGGGAUUGUUUUGCUUAAAAACAGCGGUGUUUCGUUGCCUUUGUCUCAUCGACGUCACCAAACGGUUGCCGUUAUCGGGCCUAAUUCCGAUGCUACUGUUAGCAUGAUUGGAAACUAUGCGGGUGUUGCUUGUGGAUACACUUCUCCUUUGCAAGGAAUAGGGAGCUAUGUGAAAACGAUUCACCAACUCGGAUGUGCCAAUGUUGCUUGUCGAGAUGACAAGUUAUUUAGUGCCGCGAUUGAUGCUGCUCGUCAAGCAGACGCGACGAUUCUAGUAAUGGGGCUCGAUCAAUCGAUUGAAGCGGAAUUCAGAGAUAGAACAGGGUUGCUUUUGCCAGGGCGCCAACAGGAACUUGUUUCAAAAGUAGCCAAGGCUUCCAAGGGUCCGACGGUUCUGGUUUUAAUGUCAGGUGGGCCUAUCGAUGUUUCUUUCGCUAAAAAUGACCCUCGUAUUGGUGCCAUUUUGUGGGCUGGUUAUCCAGGCCAAGCAGGAGGGGCCGCUAUAGCCGAUGUAUUGUAUGGUACAACCAAUCCAGGGGGAAAGUUGCCUAUGACAUGGUACCCACAAGAUUAUGUUUCAAAUUUGGCAAUGACGGACAUGGCCAUGCGUUCGAGUCGGCAUAGGAAUUAUCCUGGAAGAACUUAUAGGUUCUACAAAGGUCCCGUAGUGUACCCAUUUGGCCACGGAUUGAGUUACACCAACUUCGUACACACCAUUGUUAAUGCACCACAUGUUGUCACAGUCCCUCUAGACGGCCACCGCCGUUCAGGAAAUGCAACCGUUUUAGGGAAGGCAAUCAAAGUUAACCAUGCAAGAUGCAACAAGCUAUCAGUAGGUCUUCAAGUAAACGUGAAGAAUACCGGAUCCAAGGACGGCACUCAUACAAUGCUAGUAUUCUCGACUCCGCCUGCAGGGCACUGGGCUCCUUCGAAACAGCUGGUCGCUUUUGCGAAAGUGUAUGUUCCGGCAAGGUCCGAACAACAAGUAGGGAUCAGUAUCCAUGUGUGCAAGUUUCUAAGUGUCGUGGACCGAUCAGGGGUUCGAAGAAUCCCGAUCGGUUUACACCGUAUACAUAUUGGUGACGUUAAGCAUUCGGUAUCCCUUGAGGCUGCAACUUUAGGGGUGAUCAAAUCAUAGGCAAAACGAGUAUGCCAUUGCUAAACAAUAGCAAAAUUCAUUUCCUUAUGUCACCAUUAAUAUUGUGGAGCAUUAAUUAGCCCAUAGUAAGUAAGAAGAAAAUGGAGAAUGGGAAAGGAACAUAAUUGUUUCUUAGAAAGGAAGCUUUGUAUUUUUGUGAUUGGAGAGAACUUAAUUGUAUGUGGAAGAAGCAUAAACCGAAAGUGGUUGUCUCUACCAAUUACAUUUAAUUGAAUCAAAUUUAAAAGUAAUUUGUUAUUGAUUUUA
Messenger RNA from Gossypium raimondii (Peruvian cotton), 2624 nucleotides. RefSeq names its product probable beta-D-xylosidase 2. The coding region runs from base 33 to 2357 and encodes 774 amino acids. Gene Ontology annotation, molecular function: xylan 1,4-beta-xylosidase activity; alpha-L-arabinofuranosidase activity. Lineage: Eukaryota; Viridiplantae; Streptophyta; Magnoliopsida; Malvales; Malvaceae. Gene Ontology annotation, biological process: arabinan catabolic process; xylan catabolic process. Gene Ontology annotation, cellular component: plant-type cell wall. The transcript is spliced from 5 exons. The record is from RefSeq and is a predicted model, not a curated record.